CGCAAACUGCCCUUUUCACCCGAAGCGCUCGCUCGUGCUGCUUGUGAUGCACUCGGAGCUUCUCAUGUUACUCGAUUUGACAAAUUGGCAGAAGGACUAUCCAAUCGCGUAUUCCUACUCUCACUCAACACGGGGAAGGAUGUAGUAGCCAGGCUCACAUUCUGCAACCCCUGCCCAGCCCAUGUAUCCAAUGUGAGCGAAACAGCCACACUCGAUUUCCUAUCCCACCUCGGUAUAUCCGUACCACAAGUAUACACCCAUAGUGCAAAAGACGACGUCGGUGCGCCCUAUAUGCUCACAUCCCUCAUCCCUGGGGUAGAGCUCACCAGUAGACUCGGUGCAUUCCGCGCCUCUCCGGGGAAACUGAUCGACAAGCUCGUCUCUAUCCCGUCCAAACUCGCACAGACGAGGUUCGCAGCGUAUGGAGCGCUGUAUUUUAGGAAGGACGUGCCACCUCUGCUGGAACAUGGCUGUGGGAGCAGGGAGAUGGAAGACAGGUGGGCGCUAGGGCCAUCUGUGCACCGGGUUUUCUGGGGUGAACGCGCAGGUUUGAACAUAGACAGAGGACCUUGGCACACAAUCCCCUCCCUAGCUCAAGCGCUAGCCAAAGCCGAACAAGCGCAUAUCACCGCCCGUUCCACAUCUUCCGACUCCCAUUCCCCCAAAGCACUCAAAGCACUCGCCCAGUUCCUCCGCAUAACGCCCUUUCUUGCCCCGAGGGAGGAGGAAGCGAGGGCAGCGUGUUUGUUACAUCCGGACUUACAUGCUGGGAACGUGUUUGUCAACCCCGAAGGGGAGGUAGAGAUGACGGGGAUCAUUGACUGGCAAGGAGCAGGUAUUGGACCGCUCUACGUACGCGCCCCCCUUCCCCCCAAAAAAGAUUCCCUGCUAACCCAACCCUGCGUAUAG
Molecule: messenger RNA, 909 nt
Organism: Dacryopinax primogenitus
Lineage: Eukaryota; Fungi; Basidiomycota; Dacrymycetes; Dacrymycetales; Dacrymycetaceae
Exons: 2
Cellular component (GO): mitochondrion
Source: RefSeq, a predicted model, not a curated record